GGCUGGUGUAUUUUUAACGGAGAGGCCGCAGCAAGCGUACGGCGGCGGAGGGGCCGGGCCCCGCGGGCUCCCGCCUCGGGCGGCGGCGGCGCUGCCCCUCCCCGCCUCCGGGGGCGCCGCCGCGGCCAAGGGCGCAGCGGCCUCCCGCCACCCGCCGCGCUUCCCGCAGCCGCCCUCGGCCCGCCGCGCUCCCCCUCCGCGCUGCCCGUGCCCGGCGCGAUGCUGGCGGCCCGCGGGCCGGCCCUGUGCGCCGCGCUGCGGCGGGCAGCGCCCCGAGGCCUGGCCGCCCUGCACGGCUCGGCCGCGCGCCGCCGCCCCGCCCGCGUCGCUGUGGUCUUGUCUGGUUGUGGUGUCUAUGAUGGCACAGAAAUUCAUGAGGCUUCAGCCAUACUGGUACACCUUAGUCGUGGGGGAGCUGAGGUUCAGAUGUAUGCUCCAGAUGUUCCUCAGAUGCAUGUCAUUGAUCACAGUAAAGGGCAGCCAGCUGAAGCUGAGUCGAGGAAUGUGUUAGUGGAAUCUGCAAGGAUUGCUCGAGGUAAAAUCACAAGCCUGGCUAAACUUACAACAACAGACCAUGAUGCUGUGAUAUUUCCUGGUGGAUUUGGAGCUGCUAAAAACUUAUCUACCUUUGCUGUUGAUGGGAAAGAUUGCAAGGUGAAUAGAGAAGUUGAACGUGUCUUGAAAGACUUCCACAAAGCAGGCAAACCUAUUGGUCUUUGCUGCAUUUCACCAGUGCUGGCAGCAAAGGUUCUCCCUGGUGCUGAAGUAACUGUGGGGCAUGAAGAAGAGGAAGGUGGCAAGUGGCCUUAUGCUGGAACUGCAGGAGCCAUUAAAGAACUGGGAGGAAAGCACUGUGUCAAAGAAGUAACUAUAUCCUUUCCUGUUAACUUCCAUGUUGAGAGACAGUUUAGUAGUGUGUUAUUGCAGUAGUAAAUACAUAUAGGAUCUGUGCUUUUCUACUUAGUGUUUAGUGGGAAUGUAUAGUGUAUAUAGCAUGUGAUAUGGUGCAUGAUGAGGUAACGUUGUUUCCCUUACACAGCUGCAUAGUUAAAGUAGUGCUCUACUGUUUUGGUAGAACUCCCUUGGACGCCUGGUAAUAUAGGCAGGCUGGAAAUGCUGGGUGAAUUUGCACAUAUGAUUGGCAUGAGUCACAAGUGGUUAGUUUUCUUCGAGAUUUGUUUUUCUUUUCCUGAAGGCUAAAGCUAUGAUCAAACAGUCCCCAGAGGCAUUUGCUUACAGGCAGUAAGUUUCCCAAGUUUCCUUGUGUUUCUGAAUGAUGUUAUUCCCACAGAUUGCUCUUGCAGUGUUUGUAUUUCUGGCAAAAUAACUUCUAAUAUUUCAGAUUAUAGGCUGCAGUUGUCUUUACAGCUGGACAGUAAUAUAUUUGGAGGUGCUUAUUUAAGGGGUAGUAGAGUUGUAAGGUUUUGUCAGUGACAGUUUAUUUUGCAGAUAGCAUCUGGAAGUGAGGCAUAGGCUGUGUUUUCCUUAACUCCCGUCUACGAAGCUCACGUGGAUACAAAGAACAAGGUGGUAACUACCCCAGCAUUCAUGUGUGAAACAGAAUUACAUAAUAUCUUUGAUGGCAUUGGGGCCAUGGUGAAGAAUGUGCUAAAGUUAACUGGCAAGUAAAGUGGCUAUUUCUAAAAGUAAGAUUAUAGAAAAGUUUAAAUUUAGGGUAUAGUAUCCAAAAAAAUGGACCAAUGGAAGCAUUUUCACCUGCUUUUGCUGUUCACGCUCUAAUAAGUGCUGAUACGAAACUGAUUGAUUCCCAGCUGUGGGGAUUUCCAAAUGCUUUCCAAGGGAGAGGCCUGCAGAAUGGCUCACAAGAGUAUGAGCAGUCUGGCCUGAGACACAGAGCAUUUCCUUGAGCUUUUUCAAAUGGAGAGAGCUGCGUGGAUGUGUUCAGAAACUGGUGAUCACCUGGCACCAAUGUCAAAUCAUUUCCAUGAGGGCAAAAAAAGACUAAAGGCCUUUCCAAAGAUGGGGGCAGAUGUGUUGUAGGGGCAUAGCAGAUGGAGUGGCAGUAUAUCUAGUGGGCUAAGAAUGGGAAUACAGAGGCAAUAGUGCGUGGUUUAUGGUUUAGGCAAUUGGGCCCAUAUCUGUGAACUAAAAGCCAGAAUCAACUGUGGUAUAGCCAAGGGAACAGACAUCUUCCACAUCCUAAUGUUACCUCAACAUUAUUUAAAACAUCCGUGUUCUAUUUUUCUGUUUUAAAGAACCCCUUUCCCCAGAGGAGCCAUUCUGAAUAUCAUCAGCGGGAUGCAUCUUAUCUAUCACAAUACUAGCACUUUGAAAAAUCCAUUGGCCCAUUAUAGCUAAAAAUGGUCUUGUCAUGAAAGAGAAAAUAAUCCACUGAUGUGACGCACAGUUUUUAGGAUAAUGUCCUUUUUAAAGUAGUUGCAUGAUUAGCAGUGGACAAAAAACAAAUCUCAAGUUAUACUCACUUUCCUCACUUUAGGGUCAUAGAGCUUUCUCCAAAGAAAUAUUGAAUGUCUGGAAAAAUGAUGUAUAAAUAAAUUAAUUUCUGCCUUUA
Dromaius novaehollandiae (emu) is the source of this 2533-nucleotide messenger RNA. RefSeq names its product glutamine amidotransferase class 1 domain containing 3 (gene GATD3). The record is from RefSeq and is a predicted model, not a curated record. The transcript is spliced from 6 exons. The coding region runs from base 220 to 930 and encodes 236 amino acids. Gene Ontology annotation, cellular component: mitochondrion. Lineage: Eukaryota; Metazoa; Chordata; Aves; Casuariiformes; Dromaiidae.